Messenger RNA from Salarias fasciatus (jewelled blenny), 1144 nucleotides. RefSeq names its product LEM domain containing 1 (gene lemd1). Bases 1 to 1131 code for a protein of 376 amino acids. The transcript is spliced from 10 exons. The record is from RefSeq and is a predicted model, not a curated record. Gene Ontology annotation, molecular function: DNA binding. Lineage: Eukaryota; Metazoa; Chordata; Actinopteri; Blenniiformes; Blenniidae.
AUGCCCUUCGUGGAGAACCCCGCUCACCUGUCCAAGUCGCGCCUCAGGUCUGAUUUAGUGGCUCAUAACGUCCCGCUGCCGCCGGCAGCGAGCAAGAAGGAGGCGCUCGUGAAGCUGCACGAGAAACACAUUGAUCAGAGGCGCGCGGCGGAUUUCUCCAGCGACGAAGAGGAGGAGGAGGAGGACAGGCACAAGGAUGGUGCAGAGGCUAGAGAGCCGAUCGACCUCAGAUGUUUGACGGAUGACGAGCUGAGGGCCACUCUCCUCAAAUAUGGCUUCAAAGCUGGACCCAUCGUCGCCUCCACCAGGACCUUGUACGAGAAGAACCUCAGAAACCUGCUUCUGUCUGACGGAUAUGAGCUGCUGAACGAAGAGAACAUCACUGUCACAUAUUCUGACAGUGAGGAGGAAGGGGAGGAAGAGGAGAAGGAGGGAAACGGGGACCAAGAGGAUGAAGAAUCAGGUUCAGAGGAAACAUCCGACGAGUCGGAGCAGGUCCAACAGGAGAGCAGCGAGGCCGCAACUUCCAGAAAAAAGGAAUCUAGUUCCAUGAAGAAAUCAAGGGAUGCAUUAAAAUCAUCCACGCAGGCUCAGUCCAACUGCAUGCAGAUUCCUGCAGGGAUUACUGGGGCAUCCUCCAAAAAUCAGCGCGCAGGAUUAGCGUCAGGGGCCACAUCUGGAUGUCAGCCAGAUGUGUCUAAAGGUCACCCAUCUUUCACUGAGACCUUCAGCAUCACUGAAAUUCUCGAGAAGGAAAGUUUGAGACAUUCACACUAUCAUUUUAUCCUUGACUAUGACCACUCAGACGGAGCUCAAUGGGAGCAAUAUGCAGAAAAAUUGGCCGCGCUCCAACAGGAAUACACAGAGUUUCUGGAGAAACCGAAGAAGGAUAUCUUGAAGGAUCUACUGCCAGACACUCAGGCCACGCCCUCAGGGAUCUAUGUAACUUGCCGAAAACCUAUCAAGGGUGCAGCGAGGAGGCCGGUCCAGUACGCGUACCCAGACUCUCCUGUCAGUCCUGCCACCUUUGAGAGACGGGAAGUGGAGCGCCGCCUGGUGCCCAUGCACAUACGGAUUUUGGUCUUUUUCUUUUUGGUGUUCAUCCUGUACAUCAUUUACGUUAAUGUGUAGGACACGAGAUCUG